Dryobates pubescens (Downy woodpecker) is the source of this 1236-nucleotide messenger RNA. It is a transcript of the gene CRH, whose product is annotated as corticotropin releasing hormone. Gene Ontology annotation, cellular component: extracellular region. Gene Ontology annotation, biological process: positive regulation of cortisol secretion; negative regulation of epinephrine secretion; negative regulation of glucagon secretion. The record is from RefSeq and is a predicted model, not a curated record. The coding region runs from base 327 to 839 and encodes 170 amino acids. NCBI's taxonomy places the organism in Eukaryota, Metazoa, Chordata, Aves, Piciformes, Picidae. Gene Ontology annotation, molecular function: corticotropin-releasing hormone activity. The transcript is spliced from 2 exons.
UAUCUGUUGAUAUAAUUGGCCGUGAGAUUUGGGGUUGCGAUAGCGAAACUCGGCCCAUCGCCGCUCCGACGGGGCCCCCAUGAUUUAUUCAGCAGCGGCUCGGGGCACGCAAGCGGGGCUGGCAGGAGCGUCAGCAACUUCUGCGUGAUUCCAGGAGAGGGUCGAAGCUAUAAAAAUCCCGCACCCCGGCUCUCGUUAGGACCAAAUCUCAUCCCAAGUUCACCAGGAACCGGCUCCGAGGGAGAACGAGAGGAAAAGGACCCACCGAGCCCCACCGCCUGCCCCGUCCCGUCCUGCUGCCGCCGCCCCGGGUUUGGGCCCCGACCAUGAAGAUCCCGCUGCUGGUCUCCACGGGAAUCCUGCUGGUCGCCCUCCUGCCCUGCCAGGAGUGCAGAGCCCUCAGCAAGAGCCCGGGAGCUGCCCACGGGGCUCUGCCCCAGACAGAUUUCUUCCAGAAGCAGCAGCAGCAGCAGCAAACUCUGCCCGUCCUGCUCCGCAUGGGAGAAGAGUAUUUCCUGCGCCUGGGCAACCUCAACAAGAGACCCGUUGGCUCUUUCUCCCCCUCUUCCAUCAGCACCAGCCACCUACAACCCGAAGCCUCUGCCAGCAACUUUUUCCGGGCGGCGGUUCCGGAGCUGCCCGAGCGCUCGCUGGGAACCCCCGAGGAGGGCGAAGCCGAGGGUGAGGCUGUGGAGAGGGAGAAGCGAUCCGAGGAACCCCCUAUUUCUCUGGAUCUGACUUUCCACCUCCUGCGAGAAGUCUUGGAGAUGGCCCGAGCCGAGCAGUUGGCGCAGCAAGCUCACAGCAACAGGAAACUGAUGGAGAUAAUCGGGAAGUGAGCCGGCCCCUCCCCGCCUUGCCAAAGAGAUUCCGCAGUUAGCACAAGAACACCGACACCGUCCGACCUACAUCGUGCUGCUCUGAGCUCAUCUCUUUAUUUUUAUAGAGCUUUAAACCUAGAAGGGUGCACUCCGACCAGCCUCUCUCCCUCGACUAGCAUGCACAAGCGUGUACCAAGUGCAGGACCACCACAGUCUCCUCCCUAACCCCCCCUCUACCUUUAUUUAUUUCUCCCUUUCCCCAUCCUUCUCGUGCCAUCGCUGCCCGGGGUCGUGUGAGCAAGCAGUGGUGCCCGGAAGGCAGAUACCUUCUCUGCUGGGGGCAGGGAGGCGGGAGGGGGAAUCUCUGUAAGCUACUUUCAAUCCACUUCUUUUGGGUUCCCUCCUUCUUCUUCUU